Molecule: messenger RNA, 945 nt
Organism: Arabis nemorensis
Lineage: Eukaryota; Viridiplantae; Streptophyta; Magnoliopsida; Brassicales; Brassicaceae
Source: the annotation of a GenBank genome assembly
AUGGCUUCCGAAACUCUUCUUUGUCUCCCAAUCAUCGAUUUUUCGAACCAAAACCUGAAACCGGGAGAGCCCGAAUGGGACUUAACAAGGGCUCAUGUCCUGAAAGCUCUACAAGAUUAUGGUUGUUUUGAGGCUUCUUUCGAUGAAGUCCCUUUCGAGCUGCGAAAAUCGAUGUUCGAGGCCAUAGAAGAGCUUUUCGACUUACCUUUAGAGACCAAACAGGGAAACAAGUCCCAAAAACCGUUCCAUGGAUAUUUGGGUCAACAUCCAACGGUGCCACUGUACGAGAGCAUGGGGAUUGAUGAUGCUGAUGUUGCAGCUAAGGUCAACGCCUUUACUGAAAAGCAAUGGCCUCAAGGCAACAAGAGUUUCAGCACAACGAUCCAGUCUUUCUCUGAGAAGUUAUCAGUUCUAGCCAUAACUGUGAGAAGAAUGAUCAUGGAGAGCUUCGGACUCUUGAAAUACAUGGAUGAACAUCUUAAUUCCACGAAUUACCUCCUGAGAGUGAUGAAAUACCAAGGACCUGGUACAGAGGAGCCCAAGUUGGGGCUACCCGCUCAUAUGGAUUCAAGCAUGCUCACUAUACUUUACCAAAACCAUGUUCAUGGCCUAGAGGUACAAACAAAAGACAAGAACUGGACCAAAGUGAAGCCAUUACAAGAUUCUUUCAUCGUUCUGAUCGGAGUUUCUUUCUAUGCAUCGCUGAAUGGUCGGUUACACCCUCCUAAUCACCGUGUCAUGAUGACAGGAACAACCACGAGAUACUCACUCGCAUUACUCUCGGUUCCAAAAGUAGGACAUCUCUUGAGUUCACCAGAUGAGCUCGUCAACGAAGAGCAUCCACGACUCUAUAAGCCCUAUGAGUUUUACGAAUUCCUUACCUUUUUCAACAGAGAUCCAUCACAGAAUUCUCUAUCUGCUCUCCAUACUUACUGUGGAAUGUGA